This is a messenger RNA of Cataglyphis hispanica, 5309 nucleotides long. Its product is annotated as probable ATP-dependent RNA helicase spindle-E. The transcript is spliced from 12 exons. The coding region runs from base 330 to 4523 and encodes 1397 amino acids. The record is from RefSeq and is a predicted model, not a curated record. Gene Ontology annotation, molecular function: ATP binding; RNA binding. Gene Ontology annotation, cellular component: intracellular anatomical structure. Lineage: Eukaryota; Metazoa; Arthropoda; Insecta; Hymenoptera; Formicidae.
UCAAGAUUGAAAUCAACAAAGAAGAUCGCUUAUAAACGUCGGUAUAAAAUUAACAAUCUUUGAUUUUUGUGUGAUAUUGUUGAGAUUUUACACAAAUAAUUUAUUACAUAUUGUUGAGAUUUCACAUAAAUAAUUUAUUACAUAAUAAUUAACCAAUUACUAUUUUAUUAUAAUCUGUGUUUACGUUGUAUGUUUGUACAUUUUUAUACAGGUUACAAAUACUAUAGUAAUAAAUAAAGAGUUCAACUUACAAUUUGAAUAUUUUUUGUAUUCUUUAUUUAUUGGAACUGAAUUAGUACUUUAUGUAAAAUUAUAUAUGAAGUAAAACAAUGGAUUCAUUAAGUAAAAAACACAGUUAUGCUAUCGAAUCUGAAGAAUUGAUGGAAGAAAGUUAUGUGAAAGACUACACAGAAGAAGAAGCUGAGGAAUAUUUAAGGCUUGUAAACAGUAAAAAUGCCGAUAUAAAGAAAUCCGAAUUAGGUACAUUUGAAGUAUUAGAUAACAAUUUGCAAAAGCUUUAUGUAGAAGAUUUAGCAAAAGAUUAUCAAAAGUGCAGUUUUACUUACCAGCCAAAAUAUAACAAUCUGCCAAUUAUUUCUAUGAAAAAUAAAUUAUUAUCGAUAAUUGAGACAAAUUCUGUAGUUGUUAUUCAAGGACCAACUGGUUGUGGAAAAACUACUCAGAUUCCUCAAUUUAUUCUUGAUGCUAGCAUUAAGAAAAAACUUAACUGCAAUAUCAUAGUUACACAACCAAGACGAAUUGCAGCAAUAAAUAUUGCCAAAAGAGUUAGCCAAGAAGGGGGAUGGCCUCUUGGUAGUCUCAUAGGCUAUAUAGUGGGUAUGCGCAUGGAAACUUCAUCUGAAACCCGCUUAACAUAUUGCACUACCGAGAUCCUUCUCAAUCGUUUGAUUCAUGAUAAACAUAUGUUAAGAUAUACUCAUAUUAUAUUGGAUGAAAUUCACGAACGCGAUCAAGAUUUGGAUUUUCUUUUAUUAGUCAUUAAAAAAUUAUUACAAACAAAUUCUAGACAAGUUAAAAUUAUUCUUAUGUCGGCAACGAUCGAUGUAACGAGAUUCGCGGAAUAUUUUUCUACUAGAAUAGAAAAUGAGUUAGUGCCGGCAUCUAUUGUCAAGAUUCCAGAAAAAAGAAAUUUUAAGAUUUGUAUAUAUUAUCUGGAUGAAAUAGAAAAUCUAGGAGCGAUACCAGAGGUGUCUGUCACAGAACCAAAAGUUGCAGAAAACAUGUUCAAUUUUUGUUUUCUUAUCAUUGAUGCUUUGGAUCAAAUUGAUAUUAAUGACAAUGAAGAAGAUUCGCAUUUGCUUCAGAGACACGCUGUUCUCGUAUUUUUACCCGGAAUUUAUGAAAUUGAAGAAUUGUAUAACUACCUAUCGUCAGUUUAUCAUGAGAACAAAUUAUGGGACUUGAUGAUUUUGCAUUCAUUGAUUUCUAGUGAUGAGCAGCAACAGAUUUUUCACAAACCGCCAGAAGGUUAUAGACGGAUUAUACUUUCCACAAAUGUUGCUGAAAGCAGUAUUACUGUACCAGAUAUAAAAUAUGUGAUAGAUUUCUGCCUUAUUAAAGUGCUGGUGGUCGAUCCUAAUACUCAUUAUCAAAGUUUAAAACUUUGUUGGGCAAGUAAAGCGAAUUGUAUGCAACGAGCUGGUCGUGCAGGUCGUGUAAUGAAUGGCAGAGUGUACAGAUUAGUGCCAAAAGCAUUUUAUAAUAACAUUUUUGACGACGAAAGCACUCCGGAGAUGCUUCGCGCUCCACUCGCCAACGUCGUUCUUCGCGCCAAGAUUCUUGACCUUGAUGAACCACGUACCCUUCUCUCCCUUUCUCUAGAUCCGCCUUCUCUUUCUAAUUUAGCAGCCACCAUCCUGACUCUAAAAGAGGUCGGGGCAUUAGUAAAUGAAGAUAAUUCCUUUCAACCUUUUGAUGGAAAAUUAACCGACCUUGGUAGAAUAAUGGCGUUUCUUUCGCUUGAUAUACGAAUUACGAAAUUAAUUAUGCUGGGUCACGUUUUUGGAGUUUUACGAGAUGCUAUUAUUUUGGGGACUAGUAUGGCUAUCAAGGAUAUUUUUAAUAUCGUGAAAUGCCGAUCUAAUAUUUCUUCUUAUGUCACUCGUAGAAAAUGGGCUAACGAUUCCGAUAGUGAUUGCAUUGCUACUUUGAAUGUUUACAAAAAGUGGCAAAAUGAAAAAGCGAAUCGUCGAUUAACUACUUAUCAAGCCGAAAGACAAUGGGCCCAGAGAAAUGGAGUCCAAUUAAAAACUCUACGUGAAUUAGAUGCUUUAGUAAACGAGAUCACUCAGAGAUUGCUGAAGUUUGGAAUUGAGGAGAGUAUUGGAGUUAAUAAAGGCAUCUGGCAAGAUACAGAUCGCGAUUUUGUAUUAAAAGUCAUUCUCGCAGGAGCAUUCUAUCCUAAUUAUUUUGUCAAACGUAUGCAAAAUUCGGAACUUCAUAAAGAAAAUAUUAUAAUGAGUUUGGGUGCCUUAGAUCCCUUGAAGACAGUCUAUUUAAGAGGAUGGCCAAUAGAACAGCCUGGAUAUUUGUAUGCUAAAAAAUUUCAGGAGAUUUUUGCUAAGCAUCUAGGAAUUCCAGAAAAACAAAUAGCAGUGUUUUUUGAUAAAUCAAAACGUGUUUAUGUGCAAUUUCAUGAGAAAGUGCAUAUGAAUGACAAUUUUUACAAUAUAUCAAACUUUGUAUAUCAGGCUGUCAAGAUCAGACAAUGUGAUAUACCGAUCGAGAUAAACUUGCUGAAUAUAAAAGAAGCACAGAAAAGAGCAAAAUAUUAUGAUGUUCAUAAAUUUGAACGAACUCUUUUCUAUCAUAAAGAUUUGAGAGAGAUAAAGAGUGAUAGUUAUAAAAUUAGGCCGAAAUUGCCAGGACUUGAUGUCACUUUUAUACCUCUAUUUAUACAAACUAUUAUCAGUCCUGGAUAUUUUUGGGCGAUUUUCGAUGAUAAUGUCACUCAUCGUAAAUUACAAAUGAUUGAAGACGUUCUUAAUAAACAGCCUUUAAAAGAAUUUCUUUCUCCCCCAAAAAUUUCAACCAUAAUUGCUGCCCCUAUGGAAAGAAAAGAAUCUUUACUUUAUUAUCGUGCAAUAAUUGAAGAUUUCAUCUCAGAAGAACUAGUCGACAUUUUUUUCAUCGAUAAUGGCUGCUCCUCUCGAGUUCGAUGUAGCGAUUUAAGAAAAAUUAAUGAUAUCACGAUUUUGGAAAUGCCUCCUUUAGCAUUCCAUUGUAAUUUAGCUUUUCUGCAACCUUCAUAUCAAGCUAAUUUUCAUGGUCGAUGGUCAAAAAUUUCGAAAAAUUAUUUUGAAAUGCAAAUUAAGAAAAGGAGAAAAAUUUUUGGCAAGAUUUAUUCAGUUGUUGAUAAUAUUGUUAAUUUGGAAUUGAUUGCUGUUGAUAAAGAAGAGGAAUUUAAUAUUAAUAAUGAUAUGAUUGAGAAAGGAUAUGCUAGAAGAAAAGAAGAAAGUUAUUUAUCAACAUAUAAUCAUGAACUGAGAGUAAAUAUAAGCAACUUUAAAGCAAUAUCAAUAGAGGAGAAAAAAUUUUACGAACAGGAACAAUAUGACAAAGAUUACUUAUUAAAAUAUCCUAAUCCACCUAAAGAAGAAGAGUGUAAUUCUAGUAUAAAACUUCAAGGUCCAAGCUCUCCCUUAGAAAUGGAAUUGAUCCAAUUGACAUCAGUUGGAAAAUUAAAAAGAGCAAUUAUAGAUUCGAAUUCUGUGAAUUGUGUUUUUUUGGAUGACGAUCACAAUCAAUCAUCGGGACGUCUUUUAGUCGCUCAGAUUGUCAAUCAAAGAUUAAGUAGUGGAAAAUUAAUUCUGAAAAAUACGACUUUUCUGCCAAAUAUUCCCGGACUUACAGCAUUACUCGCGCUAAUCUUCGCACCGCGCAUGGAAUUGAGACGUAAUUCACGAAAGACUUAUUAUACGGGAGCUUUAUGUGGUUUGGGACCGAUUGAUAAUCUUACUGGACAGGCUGUGUUAUCUGAUCAUGAUAUGGAAAUUAAGUUUGACGUGGAAAUCACAAUCGACGAUAUUAAAGAGAUAAAUAAAUUACGUUAUUGGAUGAAUGCUGGAAUGCAACUAAGUCAAAACUCCAAUUGUGAGCAUAUUAUUAUCUGUCAGAAUAAAAUCAAACAUAUUCUGCUUGAACUAAGAAAUAAACAAAGAAAAUCACAUAAUCCAUUGAACAACCAAAACGAUUAUUGCUUUGAUAAAUGGAAUUAUUAUGACAAAUUAUACUUUUUGCCAUCUAUUCAAGAAACAACAAAACAAUGCGAUAUAUAUCCGCUGCAUAAAGCGUUAGAAUUAUGCGAGAUGGAUGAAAAAAAGGAGGAGAUGUUAGAGCAUCUUUUGGAAUUACAACGUUUUGCUCGCGAAGAUGUACUUAAGAUGAAGAACGUGGCUAUUUUCUGUAAGCUGUGCGCAAUAGAGACAUUUGGUCUAUUGGAACUACGUAAUCAUCUUUAUUCAGAACAACAUAUAAAAAAGGAGAAAACAUUACAAAAUUAAUUGGAACAUUAUUAUUUUGUUAUUAUAUUAUUAUUAUAAAUCAAGAAAUUAUUUUUAAAUCAGAAUCAAAAUAUUAUGCUUAAGAUAGAUUAUGAUAAUUAAUACUUUAAUUUUAUUAUAAAUGACUAUAUAUUUUUUCUAUUAUAAGCAAAUAUGAAUAUUAUUUUUUUAUUUAGAUUUUUUAUUUAGAUUUUUUUUAUUAAUAAUCUAUAUUUUGCAUUUGAGUAUAGGUAACACAUUCAAUUUAAUUUUUUGAUACAUUUAUGGAUUAAUACAUUAUUAUUUUUUAUAAGAAAUAUUCAGAUUGUAUAACAAUUUAUGCAUCCAUAAAAUUCAAAUAAAUACAUAGAUUACAUAUUUACAUAUUAAUUAUGACCAUGUUUCGAUAUUAUUGUCAUAUAUUGAAAAUUUGUAGUUUACGUACAUUAUAGAUUUUCAGUACUGACAGUAAUAUUAGAACAUGGCCUAUAUUGUAGCAUGUAUAUACAUUGAAUAGGUUGAAGAGGUUGGGAUUUGACUAUCACAAAAGGAGUAAAAAGUUUCUGUGUCAAUUAGUCAGAUCUACUUCUUCAACGCGUAUAAUAGACUUAACAUUUAACAUAAAUGACAUAAAGUAUGAUUUGCAGUCUGAGAGUUUGAAAUUUGAGGUUUGACUGAAAUUUGUUCUUAUAGUGCAGUUCGUGCGUGGUGAACAUAAGGUUAUGUCAAAAGUAUAUAUUUUUUUAUAUAAAGAACAUGACUAAUAUAACUAAUAGAAUUAAUAAAUAAAUUUGCUCCACGAUACAA